GUAAUCUCAUAAUUCCUUAAAUCAGUUUAGGUUAAGCUAGAAAAGUGUAUUAUGUUGUAAUAAAUUAUAAUAGAGAAACUGUUAAUUUUUUUAAAUAAUUCUAAUUUUCAACUAAGUUGUUAGAGAAGCCCUUCAACCAUAUUUAUAUUUUCUGUGGCCAAGUUUAACCCUUACUAAACAAAAUAUAACUUGCUGAAAUUAUAUAUUGAAUAGUGGUUUCUUCUCUAGAAGUCUAGAGUAACUAAAUAAUAUACUUAUAAUUCAAAGUAUACUUUAAUAUAUUAUUGUAAAGGUAUAGUUUGAACUAUAUAAAUUAUUUAAUGUGAAGAAAUUAAAUAUAUAAAUAGAUGUUUUGUUUGAGAAUCAGCUAAAAAAUAAUAGUAUUUCUACUUUACCCUGGCUGAUAUUGUAUAAUUAUAUUCUGUGGUUGAAAUUAAGUUGAUUGUUGUCAAUUGUCAUGGCACUUAUAUUGCGUUUGUGAUGUUUCAUGUUGAUUGUCAAUUGUCAUGGUUAUUUGUUACAAGUUUUAAUUGUUUUUGUGGGUCAAUAUACUACCCCUAGUAUUUAAUAAAUAAACAAUAAACGUUUUUGGCAAUGUUCAAUAUUGUAAGCAGAAAAAAAUAAUACAUGCUAAAAUUGUGUAUAAUUUUAUCUAGAAUUUACAUUCCAACCUUUUCGCCGGUAACCUUCAAGAAACAUGAGUGAAACUUCAUGUUAUAUUCUUGAUAAUGGAGCUUAUACAGCUAAAGUAGGUUUAUCUACAAUGGAGCCGAAGAUCGUACCCAAUUGUAUUAUGAAAGCUAAAUCAGAACGCCGUCGACCAUUCAUAGCCUCACAGCUUGAUGAAUGUCGUGAUGCUUCGGGCUUAUUUUAUAUAUUACCAUUCCAAAAAGGAUUUCUUAUCAAUUGGGACACGCAAAAAACAAUAUGGGACUAUAUAUUUAGCAAAGAAUGUUGUCCAGUAAAUUUUAGUGAAACUCCAUUGAUUUUGACUGAGCCUUUGUUUAACUUUCAUUCAAUUCAAGAAGCAAUGACGGAAAUUUUUUUUGAGGAGUACGAAUGUCAGUCAUUAUUACGUAUUAAUGCAACAGAUUUGGCAGAAUAUCAUUAUAGAAAACUUCAUAAAAAUGAAGGUACCGUAGUUGUUGAUUCUGGUUACAGCUUUACUUACAUAGUGCCAUAUAUAAAUGGAAAAAAGUAUAAGGAAGGUAUUAGGCGCAUAGAUGUUGGAGGAAAAGUCUUAACUAACCAUUUAAAAGAGAUUUUAAGUUAUCGUCAGCUAAAUGUUAUGGAAGAGAGUUAUGUUAUUAAUCAGGCAAAGGAAGACUCCUGUUUUGUAUCACAUGAUUUCAUGGGAGAUAUGCAAAUAACUAGAAGAACAGGUUCUAGAAACACAAUAGUUAAGGACUAUGUUUUACCAGAUUACACCACAUUAAGGAGAGGAUAUCUUCGAGAUAUUGUUAGACCAAAUGAAGAUUUAGAACAACAAACAUUACGGAUGAACAAUGAACGAUUUAGCAUACCAGAACUAUUGUUUCAUCCAUCAGAUGUUGGAAUACCACAAAUGGGUAUACCAGAAGCAAUAAUUAAUAGUAUUGAUUCCUGUCCGGAAGGUAACAAGGAAAGUCUGUUGGAGAAUAUAAUAUUGUAUGGUGGUAAUGCUUUGUUUCCUGGUUUUCGUGAUAGAGUUUUUAAUGAAGUUCGUGCAUUAGCAUUAGACCACUUUGAUGUAAACGUUAGUAUUGCUGAAAAUCCAAUUACCUAUGCCUGGGAAGGUGGAAAGUAUUUGUUUAAAGAUCCUGAGUUUUACUCAUUUUGUUUAACAAAAGAAGAAUAUGAAGAGGAAGGGAGGAAUUUGGCAUUUGAAAGGUUUGAUAUAUAGCGUAGAAAACGAGCGAGAAAUUCUUCAGAGUAAAGGAUAUCGCUCGGUAAAUGUUACAUUUCUAAUAAAGUAUUAUAUACAUUUUAUGUAAAUUCUAUGUAUAAAAAUAUUAUGUACAUUAUUUUUGGAUUAACAAAAAUAUGAUGUUUUGGGACAUCCAUGAGUUAGAUUUCUAAGCUACUAAUGGAAAUCAAUACCACUAUUUGGAAUUAGUAUAGGAUUGUGAAAUACCUCUAUAACCCUUAAUAGUGGUAAGACAGCAUGGAAAAGAGUUGAAUCCCAACAUGCUCAUCUUAGUUUUGAAACUUACCUGUUUUAUUAUUCCACAAUAUAUAUUAGAAGCUUUUAAUACUUAGUUUGAUGUAAAAGUUUUUAUAUAAUUAGCAUGAAAUGCCAAACUUAAAAAUAUGUUGUCCAACUUACAUGUAAAUUACCACAUUAUUUUUAGGAUAUUGUAAAAAGAUAAUAUAAACAUAUAUAUUUGUGCCAAGACUGAAAUUUUAAUAUGAGAUUGAGGGACAAUCCAUGUCAUGUUGUUAUUAUAUAGAAGCUCCUAGUUAGCUUAUUAUUUCCAACAUACAUAUAAUUAAUUAACAUGGUAAUUGCUAAAUGUAGGAAUAACCCUGAUAAUGUAAAUCUGAAUAGGUAGUACAGUUAUGUAUAUUAUGUCAUUAGAAUUAAAUCCUUAUAUUUUUAUAUGGAGACAGAAAUAUCUGAUUGUAACUUACUUGGUAAAAAAUACUCAAAAUAGUUUAUUAAUUUUAUUAUCUUGAAGAUUUCCAUUACAUAUUAACCUAAGCAAAAUUGUUUAAACCAACAAAUACAAUACAGUAUACCUAUUAACAAUAAAUGCAUGUCAUGUGUACUUAAUAAAGCUUUAUUUCCCACUACGCUGUUGUAUACUUUCAAGCUGUUUUCAUGAAAUAAAGCUCUUUUGUGGUUUGUAUUAUCAGAGAAAUAUCUAUUUGUAAAUCAGUCCACUGAUAGGUCAAAUUACAAUAUUUAAAGUAAAACGCUGACAUGUCUAACACAAUCACAGAAUGAAUUGAUAAAACAGUGUUAUUAAGCUGAUUUUGUUAAUAAUUUCUAUAAAUAUUCACUCAGAUCUCCAUAAAAUAAGAGUGGCUGUAAGUUGUGUUAAAUGUUUAAAACCACCACUAAUUUCAAAAUAAGUUUUAUUAGAAUUAAAUUAAUAAUUAAAAUAUGUGAAUACAUCUAGUAUGUGACAUAAAGUAAAUUAACAACUAAAAUAAAAUGCUUUGUGAAUUAUUCACAGAUGAAGCAAACAAAUCAACUAUUGGUUAAAUUGGUAUAAAAGUGUAACCAAAUGCUGAGAAUACUUUUUAGAUUUUUUACUUCAGUUUUAAGAAUAAAUUGUUCAUAAACCUU
Pieris napi is the source of this 3271-nucleotide messenger RNA. It is a transcript of the gene Arp6, whose product is annotated as actin-related protein 6. Lineage: Eukaryota; Metazoa; Arthropoda; Insecta; Lepidoptera; Pieridae. The coding region runs from base 698 to 1882 and encodes 394 amino acids. The transcript has 2 exons. Gene Ontology annotation, molecular function: nucleosome binding. The record is from RefSeq and is a predicted model, not a curated record. Gene Ontology annotation, cellular component: Swr1 complex.